GGUUAUGAUUACGUCAGACAAGAAAUCGAUUGUUUCCAUAAACAUCUAUCCUUGUAUACUUGAAAUUUCAUAAAUCAAACAAGUGCGUCUUUUUAAGUUUGAAGUAAUGAGUGUUUAACAGCUAAACAUUGCACUUUUAGUCUUAAUUAACAUUAAAAUUGAAUGAUUUGAAUUUAUUGAAUAUUUGAAUUGUGUAUUCCGACGUCGCGUCGGUUGAACAGAUACGUUACGAUUAGCGGGCGAUCGACGUAUUGAACCUUAUUAAACAUUCAAGGAUUACUAUCACGAAUAAUUAUGUGGACUUUCAUCUUCAUCUGUGUUUUUUUGCAGACGUACAGUUCAUCUGUCUCGAUAGCCAAACUGAUUCCAAAUCCUGCUGCUCUUGUUUUGAACGUGGCCAAAUUUGCUUUCAGUAUAUAUACCCAUAUUGAAGAAAAAAACUCUGCCUCAAAAGAGAAAGAGGAAAUUAUACAAACAUUGUCCAACAAAAUCGAAUCUGCGAGCGAGUCUCUGUAUACAAAGUUGCUGAUCAAUCUGCAGUUUAAUAAAAUAGAAGAGACUCAGCUGGAUGUAAAUAGCAGAAUGAUUGAUUUAAAAAAUUGCCUGACGGCAAAGCAAUCGGAAGUUGAUGGUUACAAACGCAUAUUUGUGGCAAAUGCCUACCAAGCGGUUGCAAAGGUAAGAUACCUGUCAAAACACUUGCUGGAACAAAUACCCGGAUCUGGUAAAAAUAUCAUCCAGAUGGUAUCCGACACUUCUCGAUGUAAUCGGACAGCUAUGGAUACGAUGGCAAAUGAAAGUUUAGAUUUAAUGUCUGAUGGUAUGCUCAUUGAAAUGACUUCGUUAAGAAUGUCAGACAAUUUUUCCUUUGAAAUAGAGAAAACGUUCUGGGGAAAUGAGCUAAAAAUCGUGAUGGCAGGCUUUCAGCAAGAGUAUAAUUCUUGUUCGGCAAAGGAACGAGAGAUGGCUUUAGAAGAUUUGAGGAACGGUGGGGAUCUCACAGUUCUUCACAACAACAAUAAACAGCGAUAUCAAUGGCCAUGGAACGAUAUUUUCCUAAUUGAUAAUGGAAUUCCCGACGUUUUUGGAUACUACCAGGUCGAUGAAAAAAAAAUCUUGAUAAAUAAAGGAAGCGAUAAAACUAAAAUUGUAACUUACAAAAGAACUGAGAAUUCCUUGUCAGGAUUCACGGCCAAGACUCUGUCCCAAAUAAUUACAGAAAGAAUUAAAACUGGGAGGGACGAUGCGGAUAACAUUGCGGCUAAAGUUAAAUCAGCCAUGAAUGAGAAAAAUGUCAGACAUAGUGCUGUGAUCGUCUACUUCAAUGGGGCAAAAUACCAGCCAUCAAAAGUAAUUGAUCCAGGAUCCCAGGCUAUUUGGGCGGAUACAGACAAGCGUUAUAUCGACUACUGUACAUCGUUUUGGUGUCCAAUAAACUGGGACAACUGGCUGGGAGUUGAAGAAACGGAACAUGGAUAUUUCACCGUAUAUGUUGUCCUUGAUAACAGUGUCAGUACACCAUCACAUUCGUUUGUAUCCGACACCGCUGCGAAUACUGAAUCGUCAUUGUGUUUGCUUAGUGCGUUGUUCUUCCUUUUUAUUGAGUUUUAGACUGACCCUUCAGGAGAAGUUUUUCACCGAGUCAAAAUAUUGGAACCAGGGUUUAAUGUAUUUUUAUCUGAUAAAUCCAAGCCGCUUAGAUACAUAAAUAGAUUUAAAGAUAUGCAAGAACGCUUCGUCACUGAAUUCGAAACGUAACAAAAAUGAAUAACACAUUGUUUAUAAUCGAGAAAAACCAGAUCGUCAGAACGUUUCAAAACAAACUAAUCAAGCUCGAUUUUGAAGUCCAUUUGUUAACAGACAAUACGUUCGAAAUGACAAACGGUACAAUAAUAAAUACAGUUGUUCGCUAAAAAUAUAUGCCUUACACGCAGAGGAUCCUUAUUAAAUCAGGUUUUGAAGUAUUUUUUGUAAUAUACAUGUCAUGACAUUUAAGAUUACGGAGAAGACGAUCUAUACAUGUUAUUUAAUAAAAUCUUUAUACAAAUUAUCGGUCAUUAUAGCGAACCAGUAUCAAAGUUUUGCAAAAACGGCAUUUUAAUAACAAGUAUCCAAAUACAUCACGAUAAGUCUUUUUAUUUCUCUAGAAGGGAUUUUCUAAUGAGUCGUUUUGUCCGGUUUUAUUUGUAUUAUUGUGAUACUAGUACUUUACAUUGAUGCUUCAUUGAAUGCAUUAUAUUGUUUUUAGCUCAACUGAGCGAUAGCUCGAGGUGAGCUAUUGUGAUCACUCAGCGUCCGGCGUCCGUCCGUCCGUCCGUCCGUCCGUCCGUAAACAAUUUGUAAACAUCUUCUUCUACUAAACCAUUGAGCCAAGUUCAACUAAAUUGCAUGUGGAGCAUCCCUAGGUUAUGGGACAAAAGAAUUGUUAAAAAAAAUUUGAUCACAUAACCAAGAUGGCCGCCAUGAACAUAUAUGGUAAAAACCUUAAAAAAUCUUCUUGUCAGAAACCGCUCAUCAGAUUUUCAAAAAAUUUCACAGGGAUGACCUUUGAGGGCUCCCCUGAAAAAGUUGUUCAAAGAAAUUUGAUUCGUCAAAAAACAUGGCCGCAGGAGCUCGUUGAACUUUGCAUGUUUAUUCGUUUUUGCCUAUUUUGUGAAAACUUUCAAAAAUCUUCCACAUUUUUUGUCCGAUCCUUUCCAAAUUUGCACAGUGUCUUUAUAUCAAUGAGGACACGAACCCUACAAAAAAAUGAGCAUUAUUGGUCCAUGAAGUACAGAAUUACCUCCCCUUGAAUUGAGAAAAUGGUGUUUAUGCAAUAAAGUCCAAUUUUUUCAUCUAAUUCUUUCCAAACUUGUAAGGAUUUAGCAUGGUUCAAACACGGAAAACAACUACGGUUUAUGCAUGUUCUUUUUAUUACAGAUUUGCCUCCCUUUAAUUCAUUCAAAAUCUCAUUUUACAGCAGAGAUUCCAAAUCUGACCUGUAAAUGAGCCCCAUAUUUACUGCUGGUGCUAUGUUACCUUUUCCCAUUUGAUCAUUCUUAAGUAUUGGUCUUGUAAUGCUGCUACUGCUACUGCUACUGCUACUGCUACUACUACUACUACUACUACUACUACUACUACUACUACUACUACUACUACUACUACUACUACUUCUACUACUACUACUACUACUUCUACUACUACUACCACUACUACUACUACUACUACUACUACUACUACUACUACUACUACUACUACUACUACUACUACUACUACUAGUACUACUACUACUAGUACUACUACCACUACCACCACCACCACCACCACCACCACCACGUCUACUAUUACUACUUCUACUACUACUGCCACUACUACUACUACUUUUACCACUACUACUACUACUACUACUACUACUAUCACUACUACUACUACUACUACUACUACUUCUACUACUACUUCUACUACUACUACUAUUACUACUUCUACUACUACUACUACUACUACUACUACUACUACUACUACAACUACUAUUACUACUACUACUACUACUACUACUACUACUACUUCUACUACUACUACUACUACUACUACUACUACACACCACCACCACCACCACCACCACCAUUCACAGUGACAAAAAACGUAUUCACACAAUGGCUGCUACUACAACUUAUAGCCCAUAUAGGGGGGCAUGCAUGUUUUACAAACAGCCCUUGUUUCUAUGGGAUUUUAACCACAACUGUUCAUGUUUAUCUCCGACACAUAUUUUUAGGUCACCUGUCAUGAAGUGACACGGUGAGCUUAUGUGAUCGUGUGAUGUCCGGCGUCCGUUGUGCGUGCCUGCGUGUGUCCGUGCGUCCGUCCGUCAACAAUUUGUUUGUGUAGACAGUAGAGGUCACAGUUUGCAUCCAAUCUUGAUGAAAUUUGGUCAAAAUGUUUAUCUUGAUGAAAUCCGGUUUGGGAUUGUAUUUGGGUCAUCUGGGGUCAAAAACAAGGUCACUAGGUCAAAUAAUAGAACAACCUUCUGUAGACAAUAGAGGUCACAGUUUACAUCCAAUCUUUAUGAAAUUUGGUCAGAAUGUUUAUCUUGAUGAAAUCUGGGUUGGGAUUUUAUUUGGGUCAUCUGGGGUCAAAAACUAGGUCACUAGGUCAAAUAAUAGAAAAACCUUGUGUAGACAUUAAAGAUCACAGUUUUCAUCCAACCUUUAUGAAAUUUGGUCAGAAUUCUUGAUGAAAUCUGGGUGGGAUUGUAUUUGGGUCAUCUGGGGUAAAAAUCUAGGUCAAAUAAAUAGAAAAACCUUGUGUUGACAAUAGAGGUCACAGUUUUCAUCCAAUAUUUAUGAACUGUGGUCAGAAUGUUUAUCUUGAUGAAAUCUGGAUUGGGAUUGUAUUUGGGUCAUCUAGAGUCAGGAACUAGGUCACUAGGUCAAAUCAUAGAAAAACAUUGUGUAGACAAUAGAGGUCAUAGUUUUCAUCUGAUCUUAAUGAGUCAGGUGAGCGAUUCAGGGCCAUCAUGGCCCUCUUGUUUGAAAUUGAAAUCACUUUUUUGUCGGCUUCAUUUUUAUUAUUUUACUAACUGUGACAUACAAGAAAUAUCUCUUACGUGAUUCAUUCAUAUUUCAAGGAUGUGAUGUUAGUAUAAUAUGAAAUUUGUGAAGUAAAAGAAUGUUUGAAAAAUAGAGAUUUGGAAUUUAUUUGGAUAAAAUAUAUUUGUUUUACCUUUUUUGUCAGUAUGAUAUUGAUUACCCGUUCUACAUUACUAGAUGUUCUGUUUGCAGACAGGCGAAAUUUUGUGUGCCAUUAUAUCAUGUUUACCCGUUCAAUUUUAUUAAUUGUUGAUUUUUGUUUUGUAAUGGUUGCACGCGUUCUAUAAACGUUCUGCGCGAAAAUCAAACACCGACUAGAUUAUUUCCCUAUAAAUGCUAUUUGAAAUAGAACAUUUACCUUCAAUAGUUAUGCGUAUGAUGCGUUGCCAAAUAGUUUUUUGUUAUAUAGGCAAGUAAUCAUCACUUUAAAUUAAACCUUCAGCAGAUGUUCAUCAAAAACUUAAUGUAUUGGUACCAAUGUUUAAUGUAUUUGUAUCUGAAAAAACUGGGCCUCGUAGAUAUGUAAAUAUAUUUUGCGAUAUGCAAGCACGCAUCGCCCCAUAAUGGGAAAAGUAACAAAAAUGAAAAUCAAAAUUUGUUAACAGACAAUACGUUCAAAAUGACAAUUGGUACAAUAAUAUAUUCAGUUGUACGGUCAGAAUAAAUUCUUUGCACGCAGAUGAUCCUAAUUCAAUCAGGUAUUCAAGAAACAUUUUAUAUAUCAUAACAUUUUAGAUUACGGAGAAGUCGAUCAAUACAUCAUUUAUACAUAAAAUCUGUAUACAAAUUAUCGGGCAUUAUAAUGAACCAGUAUAAAAGUUUUGCAUAAACGGCAUUAUAAUUAUUCAAAUAUAUCAUUAUAAGUCCUUGUUUGUUUUUAGAUUGAAUUUUGUUGAUUUCUAGAAGGGAUUUUUUAAUGAGUCGUUUAGUCCGGUGUUAUUUGUAUUAUUGUUAUUCUUUACAGUGAUGAUUCAUUGAAUGCAUUAUAUGUAUUUUUGAAAUUGAAAUCACUUUUGUGUCGGCCUCAUUUAUAUUAUCUCACUAACUGUGACUUAAUAGCUUUAACUCUUACGUGAUUCAUGCAUACUUCAUGGUUAUGAUGUUAAUAUAAUUUCAAGAUUGUGAAGUAAAAAUGUGUUUGACAAUUACAUCUUUUAAUUUGUUUCAAUGAAAUACAUUCGUGUCACGUAUUUGUCAUUAUGAUAUUGAUAACCCGUUUUAUGUUUAUAGAUCUUCUGUUUGCAGACAGGCGAAAUUAUCUGUGCCAUUAUAUCAUGUUUACCUGUUCAAUUAAUUAAUUGUUCUGUUUUGUUUUGCAAUCGUUGCACGCGUUCUAUAAACGUUCUGUGCACAAAUCAAACGCCGACUAGAUUAUUGCCUUAAAAUGUAAUCACUAUUUUGCAUGCGUAUGAUUCGUUUUUAAUUAGUUUUGUUUCUUAUGUAGGCAGGUGAUCAUCACUUUAAAUUAAACCUUCAUAAAUGCGAUAUGCAAGGACGGCAAGGACGCUCCGUCUCAUAAUAACUGUUGCCAUGUAUCAUAACACUUUAAAUACAUGUUGAACUCAAACGAUUGCAUAUCGGUUCAAAAUAGCUGUAUGGUCCGAUGUUAUUGGGAUCCCAGCGAAAUCAUUUUUCGAAAAUGUGUAUCAAAUGCGCAGUUUGUACUAUUUAUUUAAUCAGAACACUUAUUUACGUAUACAGAUAAUAAUUUAGGUACUGUCAUUUUUUGCGCUUCGAUCAUGUAUUUAAAAUGUUUAUCUAAUGCGCAGAUUUCUAUAACUGGUACUAUUGACUUAAACAGAACACUAAUUAACGUUUACAGAUAAUAAUUUAGGUACUGCCAUUUUGCGCUUUUAGCAUGUAUGUAUAUAAAAAUGGGUAUCAAAUUCGCAGUUUUAUGUCACUGGUACUUUUGACUUAAACAGAACACUCAUAUACGUUAACUGGUAAUAAUUUAGGUACUUUCAAUGUUUUGCUCUGCGAUCAUGAAUGUAUAAAUCGAAACAAUGAACGUAUCGUUUAAUGUUGUGCUAUCUAAUAGUUUUGAUUACCAAAGAAUAAAAUCUGACAACCGGUG
This is a messenger RNA of Dreissena polymorpha, 6642 nucleotides long. RefSeq lists its product as uncharacterized. The transcript is spliced from 2 exons. Bases 295 to 1611 code for a protein of 438 amino acids. Lineage: Eukaryota; Metazoa; Mollusca; Bivalvia; Myida; Dreissenidae. The record is from RefSeq and is a predicted model, not a curated record.